This is a messenger RNA of Caenorhabditis elegans, 631 nucleotides long. RefSeq names its product Zinc finger protein (gene W04C9.9). The transcript has 3 exons. NCBI's taxonomy places the organism in Eukaryota, Metazoa, Nematoda, Chromadorea, Rhabditida, Rhabditidae. Bases 1 to 552 code for a protein of 183 amino acids. The record is from RefSeq and is marked reviewed.
AUGUGCUAUUCUCUCCCACCAUCUCCACCAUCUUACGUGAUGGCUCCAAUGAUACGAAUGGCUCCGGCACCCCCACCACCUCCAAUGCCUCCGAUGGUAUUCCAAAUGUCCCCGUCCCCUCAAAUGUCCCCACAAAUGUCCCCACAGAUGUCCCAACAAAGGAAUUACCCCCAACUCCAAAUGAUGGCUUCUCAGACUCCAUCUAUGGCUCCUCUGCCGCCUCCGAUGCCUCCGAUCGUUGGAUCCUCCUCAGCGAUCAGUUCAAUACAGAACCUCCUGGAGAAGCAGCAAAAUCAAUAUGAAACUGCACCAGAGACACCACGUUGGGACCGCCAGGAGCCCGAAUAUCAGCAUAUUGAUGAGCAAGUUGUUGCUCCGGACGUUGUGGUGGCGGAUACAGUAGAUGAGAAGAGUACGAGCAGUGAAAAAGUGGAAAAAGUUCAUGAGAAUGAACGAUUGGCGAGGAUGGAUCUGAAAUAUGAGGAACCUGAGCCGGAACCAUUCGACAACGGCACCGUUACAUUCCACGCGUGGUUCCUUCGGAAAAUGUGACUUUUAAUGUUAUUUUUAAUUAUUAUUUAUUGAUUAUUUAUUGAACAAAUUGUAAAUAAAUUGAAUAAAAAUAGGGAAA